Messenger RNA from Callithrix jacchus (white-tufted-ear marmoset), 5946 nucleotides. Lineage: Eukaryota; Metazoa; Chordata; Mammalia; Primates; Cebidae. The record is from RefSeq and is a predicted model, not a curated record.
UUUAUUCUGGAUGUUUUCACUUUUGGGCAUCUUGUUCUGAGUCAAGAUUCCUCCUUCUGAACAUGGGACUUUCCAGAAGGACCACAGCUCCUCCCAUGCAUCCACUUGGCCUGGGAGGUUUUGGAUUUGGGUUGUCGAGGGAGUUUGCCUGCCUCUCCAGAGAAGGAUGGCCAUGUGGCCCCUGUGGAGCCUGCUUCUCUGGGAAGGUAAGUGGGACAGGCAGAUGGCCUGUCAUCGGAGAGCUGAAGGCACCUCCCCAGCUGCGGACGCCAGAUGGGCAGGGGGAAGCCACAAGCUGAGGGCGGGUAGGGAAGACUGGAACAAGCUCUUGGGCAACAUUCUAAGCUGGUCAGAUACAAAGAGAUGCAGGGUCCUGGGAGGGAGGAGGUGACAGCUUGAGGAGUGUUCUUGUCUGCGAGACAUGAGCUGUUUUGUGGCCCAGAGCAGUAAAAAUGAGCCAACAGGGGAUACUGCCUGCUUGGAGAGAAAGUCGAAUGCUGAGGACCUGGCAGUGUUAGCACGAGGGAACUCAACAGAGUCUGGAAAGAGAAGCAGACAGCAGGGCAGAGCAGGGCUCCCCACAAUCAGCAGAGUGCAUUUUCAGCAGCCCCUGGGGGAGCUGAGGUCCCUCUCUGCAGGCCUUUAUAAGCAGAGACGAGUACUAAGUAGGGGUGAGAGAUGGGAGCAGGCUGAAUACGGCCCACGUGGGCUUGGGGGUGAUGUGAUGUUGGGGUGGCUGACACGCGGGGUUUCCUCCAUACUGAGCGAUCCCUCUGUCUGUCUGAUGCCUGAGUUCCCUUUCUUAUCAACAAGGAGCCAAGGUGACAUGGGUCAGCACUGCCAGGCCAGGGGUGAGGGUUUGUGGGGUGCCACAAAGAUUAAGAUGUCAUUGUUUACAUCAGAAGACUCACAGGGCCUUUGGGUUGCUUUGUCUCAUCUCCCUGCCUGGGUUCCUGGCCCUGAGAACUCCAAAGCCUGCAGAUUUCUUCAGCAUUUCUAAAUGUGCAGGAAAUCACAUCUUAACCUCAAAAGAGGCCGCAGUCUGUUUGGCUCACAAAAUCUUUCAAAUCAUUGGACAUGUGAGACAAAAAUAAUUUGUCUUUUUUUUUUUUUUUUUUUGGAGAUGGAGUCUUGCUCUAUCGCCUAGGCUGGAGUGCAGUGGUGCCAUCUCAGCUUACUGUAGCCUCUGCCUCCCAGGUUCAAGCGAUUCUCCUGUCUUAGCCUCCCAAGUAGCUGGAAUUACAGGUGUCUGCCACCACGCCUGGCUAAUUUUUGUAUUUUUAGUAGCCACCAGGUUUCACCAUGUUGACCAGGCUGGUCUCAAACUUCUGCCCUCGUGAUCCACCCACCUCGGCCUCCCAAAGUGCUGGGAUUAUAGGCCUGAGCCACUGUACCCAGCCCACAAAUAAUUUUCAAAUGGCCCUUAAUGAUAAAAGAUCUGGGUGCCUGACCUGAUACAGACCUCUCAUUUUUCAGUGGUACUGAGGCCUAGGGAGGGGAGGUGACGUGCCAAAGGCCACACAGCUGAUCUGUGGCAGCACCAGGAGCAGGGAGAAGCUAGGUCUUGGUUGACAUCCAGUGCAAUUCUCUUUGUGUUUUAUGUUCCUACUCUGCAUUAACAAGGAGGGACUGGAAUUAGCAUGGCCAAAUGAGCAACCAUCUAGAACACAUCACAUUGCCCACACCUUCAUCACCUCUUACCCUUCCCUACACCCCGUACCAGUGUCAGGCAGGGGGUCAGUCCUCAGCAGAGUAGGCCAUUCACUCAGUACCGUUACGAGGCUUCUCCCAUAGCCUGUUCCUUCAGGAACAGUAGUGGGCACUGGAAGCUCGAUGGAGAGAAAGAGCUCACGGUCUAGUGGGAAAGGCUGACUCAUAAACAGACUAUAAAAAUAGAGGGAUAAGGGUAGUCAUCAUGGUGACCCCAGGCCACUGUGAGAACACAGGAGAGAAUAUGUAGCCUGCAGAGAGGGGUGGGGAGGUCGGAGGAGGCAUGUGCUGCAAGAGUGAGCAGAGGAGUCAGGGGCACUUCAAGCAGAAGUGUCUCCCAUACACCUCUGCCUCAGAAACAGUCCCCAAAAACAGCUUCUUGCCAUCUCACCCCCCUGUUCCUCCUCCUGUUCUGGAUCACAGAGAAUAACAUCCGGUAGAUCCCAAGGACCUGGGAGCCAUCCUCAACUCCUUUCUCUCCUUCACUCCCCAGAACUGAUCUGUUACCAGAUCCUGCUGAUUGCGCCAUCUUCACGUCUCUCAAUUCCCCCCACUUCUCCCCAUCCUGGUUGCUCCUUUCCUCUAUUCAAGUUGCCAUCACUUCUCCGCUGGACUCAUAUGAACAGCCUCAGUCCUGCCCACCUCCAGGGCAUUGUCCACAUCUCUGCUGGAGCGAUCUUUCUAACCAAGCAUCUAAUCCUGUUACUCUCCUGCUUAAAACCUACCUGAGACCCCCACAUUGCUCUGCAGAUAAAGCGCAAAAGCCAGUGUUGCUUUCAGGGCGCUGCGUGAUCUGACUCCCACCAACACUGCAGUGUAAUUUCCUACUCCUCCCACAGAGAACUACUCUCAGUUCCCCAGGGCACCAACUCUCCUCCUCCAGGCCUUUGUCCGUCCUGAGCCCUCUGCUGGAGUCACUUCCCUAUCCUGCUCCAGGCCACCCUCAGCUUGGCCUGGCUGAUCACGAUUCCUCUUCAAGGCUCAGCUUAACCGUUUGUUUUUUGAGCCCAUCCAGGCUAGGUGAGGUCCCGUCACCCUAACUGUGUUCUCACAGGACAUCCCAUUUUUCCCUUCAUGAUAUUUAAUUGCUUUCGUGAAUGUCUGGCUUUCUCUGUAACCUCCAUGAAUGCGGAGACUGGGUUAUCUUCCGUAUGUUUUAUCCCUGGUGCCUGGCACAGUGCACCUUCAACUUGAGUGGAGGGAGUGUGGGUGGAAGGGCCCCAAUUCACCCCUUAGCAGCUCAGAUGCAUGCAAGAGAAGGAUGAAGAGCGUCGGGCAGGCAGAGUGACCAGGGGCUCUGUUCUUUCAGCCCUACUUCCCAUUACAGUUACGGGUGCCCCAGUGCUGAGCAAGGUUGGGGACUCUGUGCUGCUGGUGGCAGUGCGUCCCCGUGCCUUCCAAGUCCGUGAGGCCAUCUGGCGAUCUCUCUGGCCUUCGGAGGAGCUCCUGGCCACGUUUUUCCGAGGUUCGCUAGAGACUCUGUACCAUUCCCGCUUCCUGGGCCGAGCCCAGCUACACAGCAACCUCAGCCUGGAGCUCGGGCCACUGGAGUCUGCAGACAGCGGCAACUUCUCCGUGUUGAUGGUGGACACAAGGGGUCAGACCUGGACCCAGACCCUCCAGCUCAAGGUGUACGAUGCAGUGCCCAGGCCCGUGGUACAAGUGUUCAUUGCCGUAGGAGGGGAUGCUCAGCCUCCCAAGACCUGCCAGGCUUUCUUGUCCUGCUGGGCUCCCAACAUCAGUGAAAUAACCUAUAGCUGGCGACGGGAGGCCACCAUGGACUUCGGCAUGGAGCCACACAGCCUUUUCACAGAUGGACAGGUGCUGAGCGUUUCCCUGGGACCCGGAGACAGAGGCGUGGCCUAUUCCUGCAUUGUCUCCAACCCCGUCAGCUGGGACUUGGCCACAGUCACACCCUGGGAGAGCUGCCAUCAUGAAGCAGCACCAGGGAAGGCCUCCUACAAAGAUGUGCUGCUGGUGGUGGUGCCCAUCUCGCUGCUCCUGAUGCUGGUUGCUCUCUUCUCUGCCUGGCACUGGGGCCCCUGCUCAGGGGAAAAGAAGAAGAAUGUCUGUGCUGACAGGGUGGGUCCAGAGACAGAGAACACCCUUGUGCAGGAUCUGCCAUAAAGGACAAUAUGAACUGAUGCCUGGACCAUCAGUAACCACUGCACAGGCACAUGAUGCUCUGGGACAUAACUGGUACCUGGAAAUCGCCGUGGCACCUCAUAUCACCCACGGGAAUCCUGUCCUGCCUCGAUGGGGCAACCUGAGCAGCCAUCACACUACGUGGGCAGAAAGCACCAGCACGUUUCACUCCUGCCCUUUUCUCUCCCACCUUCGCACAUCCUGGCUCCUCUCUGGGCAACACGGGCCAAACAGAACAUUCCCUCCAGGACACUGGAAGUUAUCCAGGAUCCAGAUCCACAGGGACAAUGAUUGUCCAAGGCAUUCCUCCCCCACCACUAUUCAUAAAGUAUCAACCAAAUGGCACCAAAGAAUUGCCUCCAACCUGGGUCCCAGGCACUAAAAGAUACUAGAUAUUUGAACUAACAGAAGAACUCUGAAUCACCCAUGCCAGCUUCGGCUUCGGCCCCAGACCCUGCCAUUUGAGAUCCCGAUGCUUUCUGAUGGCCAAGGCGUUGCUAUAAGAAAAAGUCUAGAAACAGGUGAAAGUGAGAGGUGGGGGUCAGGGGUCUCUCUUUCUGGCCUGAGGACUUUCAGCUAAUCAGAGUUCAUGGCCCCUCAAAGGUAAUUGCAGUUGUAGACACUGAGGAGAGUUGACAACCCAUGGUCGAAAUGGGCUCUGUUUUGCAGGAAACACCAUAUUAAUAGACAUCCUCACCAUCUGCAUCCGCUCUCACGCCUCCUGCCGGAUCUGGGAGUGGGGAUGAAGAGUCUUUUCUCACUUUCCAGCAGUGACCAGGAAAAGAAAUAUUGAAUUUGUCCCAGCCAACAGGACAUUCUUGCACAACUUCAAGAAAAGCAGCUCAGCUCGGUAUGAGUCUUCUGCCUGAAACUGAGCUGAGGGAGUGAAGAGCCAUAAAACACUAUACAGAAGGAACAUUACAGAAAGAAAGGAUACUGAGGUACUCAAGAAUCUGCCACAUUUAUUUUCAAAUGCAAAUGUUCCAAGGGGAGGGAACAAAGAACACCACUGCCCAACAGGAGGUCUGUAGCGGUCACUCUGACUCCAUCAAACUCUUUACUGUGGCCGUCUUUGGAAGAUACAUUCUGCCCUUGAGUGAUUCUGUCUAGAAAAGCUCUGGAGUAUUGAUUGCUACUGGAAAAACACUUAAUGAGCUAAACUUAUCCUAGGAGAUUAUUAGCUGAUAAGGUUCACAGUUUCUUUUUUUUUUUUUUUUUAAUAAAGACAGGGUUUCACCAUGUUGGUCAGGCUGGUCUUGAACUUUUGACCUCAGGUGAUCCUCCCGCCUUGGCCUCCAAAGUGCUUGGAUUACAGGCGUGAGCCGCCACACCCGUCCAAGUUUCACAGUUUCUCUCAUCCACGUGUAACUGUAUUUUUCCUGGGGCCUCACUCAAGUCUGGAUAAUAGAGCGAAAGGAGGCAUUGAAGAAACAAGGGUGGGUUUGAAAGUGCUGUUUUCCCAGGGUGCCUUCAAUCUCCCCACCUAGGAUGUCAGUCCCAUCCAAGGACCUUCCCUCUUCUCCCCAGUUCCUGGACAAUCACUUCACCAUGGACAAAGGCUCAGCACAGCUAACCUCCAGACCGCAUCCUCAACCUGGCUGUUCCCAGAUCCUCCCUGCCUGGCCUGCUCAGAGGUUCCCCGUGGGUAACCUGGCUUUACCAGAUCCAUUUUCUUUCCCGCAUCCAAUUCUCUCCUAUCACCUUCCCCCAAGAUUGCCUGAACAAGGCACAUGGCCACUCAACCUAGCAGCUUGUGCUGUCCCCACCUGCCACCUACAGUCACACCACAUGCCUGGUUGCUGAAUAGUGCAAAACUGGCCUCAGUCCCUGAAAAGGAUGUGGAAAGGAAAGCCCAGGAGCUGACAAUGAUCCCCAGUGGUUUUGUGGGGAAAAAGUACACAGCACUCCCACCUUUCUUCUCUUCAUCUCCAGGGCCCCACAUCAGAUCAAAGCAGCUGUGGAUGAGAUGGGACCCACAGUUCUCCCUCCACAAGGUGACUCUUAGCAAUCUCAUUUCAACAGCGGUCUGUAGGCUGGUGCCCCAGGAUCACUUUGAACAGAUCCACACUGCUCAAAUAAAGUUCUCAUCCU